This is a messenger RNA of Pararge aegeria (speckled wood butterfly), 1463 nucleotides long. RefSeq names its product ER membrane protein complex subunit 6 (gene EMC6). Gene Ontology annotation, biological process: autophagosome assembly; protein folding in endoplasmic reticulum. Bases 111 to 452 code for a protein of 113 amino acids. NCBI's taxonomy places the organism in Eukaryota, Metazoa, Arthropoda, Insecta, Lepidoptera, Nymphalidae. The transcript has 2 exons. Gene Ontology annotation, cellular component: membrane; endoplasmic reticulum; EMC complex. The record is from RefSeq and is a predicted model, not a curated record.
AUGUCAUUUGUAAUAAAUCGCAUCUGUCAACUGUCAAGUAUUUCUUUAAUUAAUUGUGUUUUUGUCGGAAAAGAACACUUCUUAGUUUUAGAAUUAGGUUAAUUGGAACAAUGACUUCUUCGACGAAACUGAAGGAUAUAAAACCGGAGCCAGUGGCAUAUAGCGAUGUUGCGCUUAGAAAUAAUGCGGCGGUCGUAGAGUACUGUAGGACAUCCAUGGCUGCUUUAUCCGGAUCCACUGCAGGUAUCCUAGGACUAACUGGUCUUUACGGAUUCGCUUUCUACGUCUUCACAGUUAUCAUUCUAUGGUUAAUGUUUUUGAUUAAAGCUGGGCCUACAUGGCACAAAUAUUUUGUAUCACGGCAGAGUCUUCUAACAAACGGUUUCUUUGGUGCGUUAUUCACAUAUGUACUGUUUUGGACUUUUAUAUAUGGUAUGGUUCAUGUAUAUUAGAAUAUAUUUAGUGGAAAUGGUAAUAUAAUUAUAUAUUAAUAAUAAAUAAGAAUAUUAAUAAAAUAGUUAUAAUUUAAAUAGUUAUUGAUUAUGGUUCUAUGUUUGGGGUCAGAGUUCAAAAUGAAAUACUUUGUUUAAUUAAUUGUGUGCACAAAACCUCUGCUACUGUUAAGAUAAAUACCUAUAUACCCAGAAUGAGAAUGGUUUAGGCUAUAGUUCACUAAGCUGGCCAAAUGUGGAUUGAUGGACUAACCUUUGAAACCUUAUGGAGAACUCUUAGGCUAUACUCAAAAUGUAUGAAAGUUUCCGCAGAGUAAUAUUUGAUUACACACAAUGCACAUAAGCUAGAGAUGAUAGCGGUGUGUGCUGAAGUCCUAAAAACUAGCCUAUCAUCAUUUACUAUAGCAAAUUUUGCCUAUUGUUUAAAAACAAAUACAGAAGUCAGAUUAACAUUUUAAAAAAAUGUGUGAGCCUGACGCCUGACAUAUGUGAAACAUCAAAAUUUUUAUGCAUAAUAUUUAUAUGCAUAAAAUAACAGAUUACGACAGGAAUCAGUUAUGGCAUUUAUUAAAUAAAUAUGCAUUUUUAUUAAAUACAAAAAAUCCAAAUUUAAUAAUGUAUUUGAAAUCGUGACAACUUAACUACGUAUAGUAAAUAUAUUCCAUCAUAUUAUAUCGUGGCGAUGCGUUGCCACGGCCUGUAUUGCCACGCCAAUAAUCAGGUUUACGCUCGCCUAUAGAUGUUUCAUAUCAACAACUAACUUUGCACAGUUUUAUCCACAUUACCUAUAUUGGUUGUAUUACUAUUAUAGCCUAUUUCCUUCUUCAAUAAACAUAGGUACUGUCUUCUGUAAACAUAUGUUUUUUUUAUAUUGUUUAAAAAGUUUUCAAGAUUGGAGCAUUCAAAUAUACAAACGGACUUAAACUUUAUAAUAAUAAGUAUAGAUAUAUUAUAUUGAUUUGUAAGUAAGCCACAAUUUUAAAUUCGUUUAAUAAAAUACAGUGGUUUACA